AAAUUUCUAUCAUAAAAGCAGUACGGACAGUACACGCAGCAGAACUUCCAAUAUCAGUCACAAGUCAGCGACAACAAGUUCGAUUUAUUUCACGCGUUGUGUACGUGUAACGCUAGUGAGCCUAUACAGUAAUGUUAGAUUAGUUGGACCUACGGUUGGUGAGAGAGAGAGAGAGACGUGUUUGUUUUGUUUGGUGAGAGACUAGCAAUAUUAGGUCGUUCGAUAUAAAGUGGAAAGAUAGGCCGCUUAUCAAACGUGACUAUCUUCACUUAUCUCUGUUCGUAAGAUUAAACAUGUUCUGUAAACGAGAUAAAGUGUUCAAGCGUGGGACAUUCGUACAAGUAUUACUUAACAGCUCAGUACCAGCAGCAGACCUGCCAAGUACUAGUCAGCAUUACAUCAUCAGGAGGGUGUCGAGAUGAGCUUAAUGUUUGUAUUGAGAUAUGGCAUGCGGAAAGCAGCUAAAAUGCUGUGGCGAGAAGGAGAACAUGGAUGGGCCCUGACUGUGGUGGCAGGGAUGUGCACCAUCUAUGUGAUCAGGAAGGUGUACCAGGAAUCUCGGAGACGGCGACUCAGGAAGGAGUGGGAUGGCACAGGACAGGAUGUGGUGCUGCUUCACCAGUUCCGGAGAGGAAGAUUCUGCCCAAACCUCAGUCCUUUUGCACUUAAGGUGGAGGCCUUCCUAAGGCUGGCAAACAUCAAGUACAAGAUAGAUGAGGAAACUCCAUUUGGGCCUAAAGGAAAGUGCCCAUGGAUCACGAUCAACAAAGAAGACAUUGCUGACUCUGAGAUGGUUCUGGAUGACCUGACUGAGCGCUUCAGUGUUCAGCUGGAUAGCCAGCUUGAGGCUCGUGAGGCAGCGGUUGUAGAGUCUGCCAGAGUGUUGGCAGAUGAGCAUCUUUUCUGGUGUGUCAUUGCAUGGAGAUACUGGCUGGAUGGCUGCAAAACUUUCCUCAAGACACAGACAUUUGACAGAUUCUUAAGAUUCGUUUUUCCACUCUUUUUGAAGAGAGGGACAAAGAACCGUUCAAAAGAACAAGGUUUGGGGGUUCAUUCACCAGAGGAGAUCUAUCAAAUCUGUAAGAAAGAUUGCAACACCCUGGCUGGCAUCUUGGGUGACAGGCCAUUUUUUGGUGGAGAGAACCCUUGCCGAGCAGAUUGUGGAGUGUUUGGUCAGUUGGCCCAGCUCAUGUGGAAUGCUCCAGGCACCCGCUAUGAGGCACUUCUUACAGUAGACAACCCAAGCCUGGCCCUCUACUGCUUCAGGAUGAAGGACAAAGUCUUUCCUGAUUGGGAUGAUCUUCUUGCCCACCCAAUUUAAAAUUCAAGAAGCAAACAAUCCAGACCUGCUCUGCUAUGGCAGAAACAUAACAUGGCACAGUCUUUCAUUCAACCAGUGCCACUUUUCCAGUUUUUAACUCAAUUUCGUAAUGUCUAGUAUUUAAAUUAGGGAUUGGAUCAUCUGUAUAUAUCCCUUAAAAUAAAUUAGCAGCUAAACUUUAUCAUUUUAUAACUAGUUCCUCAAAACAUUGAAAAUGGUUUUGACUAUAAAAAUUAUAUAGGCCUGAUCAGUUUCCAGUGUCAUUUAUUACAAAACUCUCCUUUACUAUUGGAAUCCAUUCACUCUGGCGCGAUCACAAUGAUAUUGUUUACAAUGAAACUCAAGAUAUAUAAGAUUCUUGUGCUGGGUUAUUAAAUGUUUAAUGGUGGUUGUCCAGAAUGUGGAAUGUAAGGCGAGUAUGUACAAUAUUUUAACUUUGUAAGUGUAAUAUGUGUGUAUCUUCAAUAAAGGUGAUAAAUUUA
This is a messenger RNA of Portunus trituberculatus (swimming crab), 1803 nucleotides long. RefSeq names its product failed axon connections homolog. The transcript is spliced from 8 exons. NCBI's taxonomy places the organism in Eukaryota, Metazoa, Arthropoda, Malacostraca, Decapoda, Portunidae. The coding region runs from base 419 to 1321 and encodes 300 amino acids. Gene Ontology annotation, cellular component: cytoplasm. The record is from RefSeq and is a predicted model, not a curated record.